UACAGUAUUUUGCUGAUGUGGCAAACGUGGCCACGUCAGCCAAUUCUACUAGAUUUUUCAAACCCCUUUACCCUUUUCACAACCGUUAGAUCAUGGUCGGUUCACCGCCCAAAUCCAAUCUCAACCGUUAAAACAUUCGCUAGAUUUUUUCUAGAUAUUUUUUUUUCCCUCACAAUAAUUUUAUAGAAGAAUAAAGACUUUUAUUUUCUCUCUUUUAUCUCUCCACUCACAAAUAUUUUGAUUUGUUUUGUAACUGUUUCUCUUUCUCUGGAGCUUUCUUCUUCUUCAAUCGAUUUAGGUUUUUCAAGUGUUUGUGUUGUGAUAAUGAGUAGCGAGGAAGUUGUUGAAGUUACGGUGGUGAAAGCAGCUGAGGCUAGCGGAGGAAAGUCAUCACGGCGGAAGAUGAGGAAGAAAGACGCCGUUGAUGGCGGCGGCGAUGGUUUGGUGAAGUGGGAGAGAUUUCUCCCGAAAAUCGCGCUAAGAGUUUUGCUCGUUGAAGCUGAUGAUUCGACUAGACAGAUUAUCUCUGCUCUUCUCAGGAAAUGUAGUUACAGAGUCGCUGCUGUACCUGAUGGCUUAAAGGCUUGGGAGAUGCUUAAAGGAAAACCCGAAAGCGUUGAUUUGAUACUAACAGAGGUUGAUCUGCCUUCGAUCUCUGGUUACGCUCUGCUAACACUUAUCAUGGAGCAUGAUAUCUGCAAGAACAUUCCUGUUAUAAUGAUGUCGACACAGGACUCGGUGAAUACUGUGUAUAAGUGUAUGUUGAAAGGUGCGGCUGAUUAUCUUGUUAAGCCGUUGAGGAGGAAUGAGCUGAGAAAUCUUUGGCAACAUGUCUGGAGAAGACAAACUUCACUCGCUCCUGAUAGCUUUCCAUUGGAUGAGAGACAGCAGAAACCCGAGGGUGCCUCUGCAAACAAUUCGAACGGAAAGAGAGAAGAGCAUGUCGUAAUUGGGAAUGGUGGUGAUGCUCAGAGCUCGUGUACAAGACCAGAGAUGGAAGGCGAGAGCGCAGACGUGGAGGUCAACGCGAGAGAUGCAGUACAGAUGGAGUGCGCAAAGUCUCAGUUCAAUGAGACACGGCUUCUAGCAAAUGAGAUGCAGAAUUCAUCGAAAAAGGCCAUUGACUUGAUGGGAGCAUCGUUUAGAAGAACUGGACAACGUAACAGAGAAGAAAGUGCUGCCCAAUACGAAUCUCGGAUAGAGCUUGAUCUCUCUCUGAGUAGACCUAUCCCUUCCGAGAACCAAUCUUCUGGAGACCGGCCUUCUCUUCAUCCUUCUAGUGCGUCAGCUUUCACACGGUACGUUCACAGGCCAUUGCAGACACAAUGUUCGGCCUCCCCGGUGGUUCCUGAUCAAAGAAAGAAUUUUGCGGCAAGUCAAGAUGAUAACAUUGUGCUAAUCAACCAAUACAAUACAUCUGAACCACCUCCAAGUGCUCCAAGAAGAAACGACACCAGCUUUUACACUGGAGCUGACUCACCGGGUCCACCGUUUAGUAAUCAGAUGAAUUCUUGGCCAGGACAGGGUUCUUACCCAACGCCAACCCCCAUCAAUAAUAUACAGUUCAGGGGUCCCAACACAGCUUAUGCAUCUGCAAUGGCUCCUGCUUCAGUCUCCCCAACCCCUAGCUCCGUUAGCCCACAUGAAUACAGUUCCAUGUUUCACCCAUUCAAUGGUAAACCCGAGGGUUUCCAAGACCGGGAUGGUUCCAUGGAUGUAGAGGAGAGGAGAUACGUCUCUUCUGCAACCGAACAUAGUGCAAUAGGCAAUCACAUUGAUCAGCUUAUUGAGAAGAAGAACGAAGAUGGGUAUUCAUCGUCUGUCGGGAAAUUUCAGCAAUCUCUUCAACGGGAAGCUGCUUUAACCAAAUUCCGGAUGAAGCGUAAGGACAGAUGUUUUGAGAAAAAGGUUCGUUAUGAGAGCCGGAAGAAACUGGCAGAGCAACGGCCGCGAAUCAAAGGCCAAUUCGUUCGUCAAGUCCAAUCAACACAAGCUCAUCAGUGAUCCAACAAAUUGAUAUAUUAAUACAGUUCAAUUUUGUAUCAUCUACUAGGAGCUGUUCUUGUACUACUAAUUCCACAUACAUAGUGGGUGUUAGAUUUGGUGACACUUUUGUUUGUACAUACAGUUUUGGAGCUUGUUGUUGAGUUUUAGUUAGAAUCUACUUUAGAUCUGUAAUUACAUACAUUUCUAUUGCGUUUCUGUGACUUGCAAGAAGAGUUAACAAGAUUG
This is a messenger RNA of Arabidopsis lyrata subsp. lyrata, 2232 nucleotides long. Its product is annotated as two-component response regulator-like APRR5. Gene Ontology annotation, molecular function: protein binding. The record is from RefSeq and is a predicted model, not a curated record. Lineage: Eukaryota; Viridiplantae; Streptophyta; Magnoliopsida; Brassicales; Brassicaceae. Gene Ontology annotation, biological process: cytokinin-activated signaling pathway; phosphorelay signal transduction system.